AUGAGGGCAGUUACAAGGAAUAAAGUAGUCAACAAUCUGUAUUUUUCCACGUUUCUUAUUGCAUUUGCAUCCGUGGCAAUAGGUUCUGUGUUGCCAUGUCCAGCACAUUCUGUGGACUCUGAUUCGCCGGCUGCAGAGCAGCAUAAGCUUCAGAUGGCUCAUGAGCAAGAGAUAAAAAGAAAGGAUGCCCUAAAGAAGGAGAUCUAA
Saccharomyces kudriavzevii IFO 1802 is the source of this 207-nucleotide messenger RNA. RefSeq names its product Coa2p (gene COA2). Gene Ontology annotation, cellular component: mitochondrial matrix. NCBI's taxonomy places the organism in Eukaryota, Fungi, Ascomycota, Saccharomycetes, Saccharomycetales, Saccharomycetaceae. Bases 1 to 207 code for a protein of 68 amino acids. The transcript has a single exon. Gene Ontology annotation, biological process: mitochondrial respiratory chain complex IV assembly. The record is from RefSeq and is a predicted model, not a curated record.